CUUCCGUCAUUUUUGUCACUGUUGAUCAAAAUUUUGGUGUAUUUAAUAGGAAAAGACAAAGGAAGGUGAUCCGGGGAAUAAAGGGCUUUUGCAAAGAUGCCUUCUGAUGCCAAGAAAAAGAGAGAUCAGAAGAAGAAAGAGGCCGCCGAGAACAAAGGUAAAAAGAAGACCGACGAUUCCCAACAGAAUGGAGACACGGAAAACGGAAUCAGCAAUGGAGCAGAUAAAGAUGAUGAAAUGAAUGAGCUUGCUAAGGAAUUGGAGGAAGUGGAUGUGAAGGCCCAGUAUCGCUCUGUUACUGGGGUUCUGUUGUCACACCCUGACAGCAGAGAUGUUCAGCUCGGCAACGUGACUCUCACAUUUCAUGGAGCAGAACUCCUCUCGGACACUAAAAUAGAACUCAAUGUUGGCCGAAGAUACGGGUUAAUUGGACUCAACGGAUGUGGUAAAUCUUCGCUGUUGUGUGCUCUGGAGUUCAGAGAAUUACCUAUACCUGAACACGUAGAUAUCUAUCACCUCCGGCGAGAGAUUGAGCCCAGCGAUAAGACAGCUCUACAGUGUGUGAUAGAAGUAGACAAAGAGAAGCUGAUGUUGGAAAAAGAGGCUGAAAUUCUGGCCACGAGAGAGGAUCAUGAAUCUCAGGAGCGUUUGAUGGAUGUGUACGAACGCCUGGAUGACAUGGAUGCAGACAAAGCACAGGCGAAAGCCGGAUACAUCCUCCACGGUCUGGGCUUCACCAAAGAGAUGCAGAACACAGCGGCCAAACACUUCUCCGGAGGGUGGAGGAUGAGGAUAGCCCUGGCCCGGGCCCUUUAUAUCAAACCCUCACUAUUGCUACUAGAUGAGCCCACAAAUCACCUUGAUCUCGAUGCAUGUGUCUGGCUGGAAGAGGAACUCAAAACUUACAAAAGAAUAUUGGUGAUGAUUUCUCAUUCACAAGAUUUUAUGAAUGGAGUGUGUACAAACAUCAUCCACAUGGUUAGCAAGAAGCUGAAGUAUUAUGGAGGUAAUUAUGAUGCCUAUGUACAAACAAGGAUGGAGCUGGAAGAAAACCAGAUGAAGAGGUAUAAGUGGGAGCAGGAUCAAAUCUCACAUAUGAAGAACUAUAUAGCUCGUUUUGGACAUGGUAGUGCUAAAUUGGCUCGCCAGGCUCAAAGUAAAGAGAAGACACUGAAGAAGAUGGUGGACGGAGGUCUGACUGAGAGAGUCAGCAGGGAUAAGACAUUAACAUUUUACUUCCCUGACUGUGGCAAGUUACCUCCCCCUGUCAUCAUGGUUCAACAUGUCAGCUUCAGAUAUAAUGAGUCAAAGCCCUGGAUCUACAAGGACUUGGACUUUGGUAUGGAUUUAGACACCAGAGUAGCAUUAGUUGGUCCCAAUGGUGCAGGAAAGUCAACUCUUCUUAAACUUAUUGCAGGAGAGUUAAUACCCACAGAUGGAUUAGUAAGAAGGCAUUCUCACUUGAAGAUUGGGAGAUAUCACCAGCAUUUACAAGAACAACUUGACAUGAACAUGACAGCCUUAAAUUGGAUGAUGAAAUCUUUCCCAGAAAUUAAGGAGCGAGAGGAAAUGAGAAAGAUCAUUGGUCGAUACGGACUCUCAGGGCAACAACAGAUUGUGCCAAUGAAGAACUUGUCAGAUGGACAGAGAUGCAGGGUUAUCUUUGCCUGGUUGGCGUGGCAGAACCCUCACAUGUUGCUUCUGGACGAACCCACCAACCAUCUGGACAUUGAGACGAUCGACUCGCUAGCUGAUGCCAUUAAUGACUUUGAUGGUGGGCUGGUCCUCGUCAGUCACGACUUCAGGCUUAUAUCACAGGUUGUGGAUGAGAUUUGGAUCUGUGAGAAACAGACCGUUACAAAGUGGGAGGGGGACAUUUUUGAAUAUAAAGAAGCACUGGCCAAGAAAGUCCGCAAACAGAUCGCCAAAAUGAGGGACGGUUGACAACGUGCUUUAAUUAGCUUAAUUGUUUUUAUGAUUAAAUUAUUGCAUACUCUUUUUUUUCUUGGUUAAAAUUUUUUUUUUUUAACUGGUGCAUGUCUUUCAAAGGUAUUCUGUAUGAAUCAUGGCAAGAUGGUAUGCAAAGGAAAAAAGAGUAAAUGAUGUAUUUGGUCAGUAAUUGCUGUGUAUUGUUAAAAAAUUGUGAGAGCCACAUAGUGGAAAUCAGUGAUUUCAGAGAAAGAAAAAAAUAUGUACAGUUUAAAAGAAAUUGUUGCAUGAUAUUUUUAAAUUCAUGCUUUUUACACAUGCUUUAAUGUUCUAAGAUUGAACAAAAUGAAUUAUGAGAAUUUUUUGUCUCCAGUUUCUUGUCACCUUUAGAAAUUAUAUGCUCUUGUUUGGAGUGAUGAGAAAAUGAUGUAUUAUUACUACUAUUUAACUUGAUUAAGCUUUAUGUUACUGUUUUCAAUGCAUUACAGAUCGUUAAAAACACAAAAAAAAAACUGUAUUCAACCCGAGAUAUUUUUAAAAUUAAUACAACUGACCUGUGAAAAUUUAAAAAAAUUGAAGUACAUGUAAUUUACUAAAAUAUUUUGUUCUUUGGUUUGUUAAAAUUGCAUGCAACAACAAGAAACAUCUGUUAAAUGUUGCCAACAAUUAUAAAAGAUCUUGGAAAACUUGAA
Molecule: messenger RNA, 2621 nt
Organism: Saccostrea echinata
Lineage: Eukaryota; Metazoa; Mollusca; Bivalvia; Ostreida; Ostreidae
Product: ATP-binding cassette sub-family F member 2-like
Exons: 14
Coding region: 97-1944 (615 amino acids)
Molecular function (GO): ATP binding; ATP hydrolysis activity
Source: RefSeq, a predicted model, not a curated record